AUGUCGCCGCGUCGCUCGUCGCGGGCUCGCAUCACCCAGCCGCCUUCAAUCGUCCCGGCAGCACCCAGCACCUCAUCGUCCUCUGUCUCGUCCGCGCGCACCGAUCGAGCGACCAGAUCGAUCCAGAAGCAGUCAUCGCCUCACAAGUCGUCGACCCCACACUCACUGUCAUCCGAGGAGGGCGACGAGCCGCUCAACGGCACCGAGGUGGAACCGCCUCUGACCCGACGCCGAACCCGCGGGCAAGACAAUGAGGAGGACGGCUCAAUGAAGAACGACUACGAACUCGACGAAGAGAUUGCGGAGGAGGAGGAGAUCACACGAUGCGUGUGUGGUCAGCAGGAAUACCCGGGUCCACCAUCGGAUGCCGGCAAGUCCAAAGAUGCUCAAUCAUCCGCCAUAGCGGACUCUGACGUACAGAACGAUGAUGCAGGCGGCCUAUUCAUCCAAUGCGACAUUUGCAAAGUCUGGCAGCAUGGAGGCUGCGUCGGCAUCAUGGAUGAGGCGACCAGCCCCGAAGAAUAUUUCUGCGAGGAGUGCAGGAAGGAUCUACACAAACUCAUGACAAGCUCCAAAGGGCAGAAAUACUCUCGAUACCUCCCCGUUUACGAUGCCCACCACGGCAGAAAUGCGCGGAGAGCCUCCCUCUCGAAAGAACCGGAGAACAAGAACACUAGAGAUAAGGACAGAAUUUCUCGUGCAAGCGCUGAGUCAUUUAGCAAACGACGCUCUACGAUGAACAGUCGAGCGGCUUAUGAUGAAGACGAGGUGUUACGGAAGGUUUUGGAAGAAAGCAAGAACGAAGGCGGAAAAGCCCCGUCCGAUAACAGCAGUAGCAACAGAAAGAAGAGGAGCCGUGACGACAGCGAGGAGGUGAAGCCUGAACUCAAACGGCAACGGACAAGCUCGAGAUCUCCUAGCGGAUCACCUGUACUCGAAUCGGAUGACGACAUGUCUAAGCCGCUGAUCGCCAAACAAAAGCCUCGAGGAGCUGCCGCAAGGAGCCAGCGUGAGAAGGAGCUUCGUGACAAAGAGCGCGAGCGGGAGAGGGCAGAAGCUGCAAAUAGGCGAAAGGGCCGAGCAGAGCGACGGAAAGCCGAUGAUAUCGAGAUCCCAGAAGUUACACCUACUGAAGAACCCGCACCACCGACAGAAUCCGAAUCGGUACCUCCAGAGACCCCGACCGUCGAAACGCGACCUCCACCAGUGCAGCGAAAGUCGGGAAGACCACCUCAGAAGCGACAGAGCAGGCUGGGUCGGAACCAGUACACACGAGACGCACCGACCCCUACCACGAAUGGUGCUUCGCCAGCGCCGAACCAAGAUACGCCGAAUUCGCCACAGAUAAGUGCUACCAAUGGCGUGAGCAAUGGACAUGACAGUAGCGAUGGAGCAACCGCGAGCAAACCCAUAAAGUCCAAAGGCUGGAGGUUGGAGAAGCUGUCUUGGAAUGAAAUCCGACGACCUGCAGGUGUGAUGCAGAAUUACAUCGCUCAAAGACAGGUCGAGAUGGCUGGCGAGAAGCGUUCACCAGCGCCAGCUGUGGAAUCGCCCAAAGCCACGAAUGGCCACUCCAAAGAAGACGAUAACAAAACAAACGAGGACCUGGAUGUGUUCAGAAAACUCGAUACCUUGCAGAUGAUGGACGACCUCAGCCGUGAGCUCGUUCAUUGGCAGCACAUGGUUGCUGAGCAGAACGAGAAGUAG
Aaosphaeria arxii CBS 175.79 is the source of this 1707-nucleotide messenger RNA. RefSeq lists its product as uncharacterized. Gene Ontology annotation, cellular component: Rpd3L complex; Rpd3L-Expanded complex. The transcript is spliced from 4 exons. The record is from RefSeq and is a predicted model, not a curated record. Lineage: Eukaryota; Fungi; Ascomycota; Dothideomycetes; Pleosporales. Gene Ontology annotation, biological process: negative regulation of silent mating-type cassette heterochromatin formation; negative regulation of rDNA heterochromatin formation. Bases 1 to 1707 code for a protein of 568 amino acids.